AAACAAUGUCCCCAUAAUUGGCUGGCAAUAUCACUAGUACCAAUAUCAGCACACAAUAGUACUGCACAAUUUCAAAUACUGGCAAGUGGCUGGUGAUAGUUGCCCUCUGGCGGUUUAUAUUAGUCAAUUCCUGAAUGUAUAGCCCCCGUUUCAAACUGAUGCUCCACCAGCGUGACAAACUGAAUUCAGGCACAAAAUAUGUGCCUAUUAAGUACAUGAGUAGAACGCCGUCUGAAACAAUGAAGUACGCCUUGACAUGCUUUUGAAGCUAGCGCGCCUUCCUCUGCCGCUCCGAGCACCUCUGGUGCGCCUUGGUUUUAUAUGGCGCAUCAGCAGCUAACUGUACUUAAUACUGAUAUAUGCAAAUCAUAUGCUAACGAGCAUCGUGUGUCCCACAAUGCAACACUGAUCACCUGUUACCAUCAGAAUCAAUCAUGGCAGCGCCCACAGAGGAGCAACGAGGAGCAACCAAUUCUGAGUCUCAUACUUGUAGUUAAGCAUUUCAUGAAGAAAUUUCUUGUCGCCACAGUUCUCCAGUAUGAAAUCAAUUGGUUCAUGUAAUAUAAUGAAGUGCGGCUCUAACGCGUACUUCAUUUCAAUUCAGUUUGGCGCGCCGCUGGAGCAUCACUUUGAAACGGCAGCUUUACUGCCAUCAGACAUUCUUGUGUGAACUUCCACAAUGGCUUCGCUUCCAUUCACAAUGACCCCCAGAGGGUUUGAGCUCCCUAACUACACCACUGCCAAUACGACGUCUACCUUAUCACCCGACAUACUGGAGAUGAUAACGAGCAAGACUCUCACAGUUGCCCUCCCUAUUAUAUAUUUGGUAGUCUUCAUCAUCAGCAUACCCUUGAACACCAUUUCCCUUUGGCUGCUUUGCUGCCAUACGAAACGCAACAAUCCAACAAUAAUAUAUGCAAUCAACCUAUCUCUGACCGACCUCCUGUACAGCGCAUUUCUUCCCUUUCAAAUUAUCUACCACUUGAACGGCAAUGACUGGCCCUUUGGAGAUAUUGUGUGCAGGAUAUCCAUAGUCGCGUUCUAUGGAAACAUGUACUGUUCAGUUUUAACCACAUGCGCUAUAAGUUUGGAGCGCUACUGGGGGAUUGUACGACCGCUGCAAACGAAGCACUGGAGAACUUCGAAAGUUGCUGUUAUUGCCUGCAUUUCCAUUUGGCUUGUCGUGCUCAUCGCCCAUGUGCUAGUGUUGUACAAAGAUUUUACAUUUAGCAUUAAAGAUCUCAACAUCACCACAUGCUUUGACAUCGUUCCUAAAAAUCUAUUCAAGCCAAAAGUAACAGGAUAUCUGUAUUUCGCUGUACCGCUUAUUUUCUUCUUAAUUAUUCCCCUAAUUGUCAUUAUUGUCUGUUACACUUCCAUCAUUAAAACUCUGAAAGAUUCCCCAAACACAGAGACACAAGACAUCAAGAAGCAAACAAUGUGCCUGAUAUUGGUUGUGGUGCUUUGUUUAAUUGUCUGUUACCUGCCCAACAUCUUGCUUCAAAUUCUUCACAUGAUUUAUAAGUCCAGAGGCAAAAGUUUGUAUGUUUAUUACAAGUUAUGCCUCGGCAUCAACAGCCUGAACUGCUGCUUUGAUCCAUUUGUGUAUUACUUUGCUUCCAAGGAUUUUAGACGCAAACUUCAGAAAAAACUAUGCUGCUGUAUGCCUGAUGCUCAUGAUGAACCAACUACAUCCAAUCUGUCAGAACUAGCCAGGAUACCCAUAACAGGUCCUGAACUCAGUAGAGAUACUUGUUAGCAGAUUAUUUGUAACAGAUGCCGGACAAUAAUACAAUAUAUGAACAAACAAAUUACCUUACAAUGGCAAUGGACAUACAAGGAUGGUAUCAAUUAUGAACUGCAUUAAGAACACAUUAACUAUAACAAUUAAUCAGUUUAUGAAUGGAAAACAUAAAGUGCCCUGGAAAAAAAGUGUUGGACCGCUUCUACUGGUUUUGCUUGGUGGGACUAUUGUUGCUCAGUCUUCCCCAGUCAGAGCACCUGCUUUCUAAAUAUAUUGGUAUCAUUAAAGAGUAAUUGUCCACUCAUCAAAUUUUUGCAAAUGUUUAAAAUUAGCACUGUAUAAAAUAAAUAUUGUUUCCCCAGUCCUGAGAAAGCUUAACAAUUAUUUUACGGUUAACUGUUCAUAUGGUAGAUGUUACCCAUUUCCUGUCUAACUUGCAUUUUCUCAUUAUCUGGGGAACCUGCACUUUACAUAUGGUGGAGAAAUGUUUUCCUUUACCUGGAUAGCAUGCACUUUACCAUGACCUGAAUAACAUGCUGUUUCGCAUUAUUCAAGUAAUCUGCACAUUCCCUACUUUGGAGAAGCAUUUCCCUUUACCUGGAUAUCCUGCACUUUCCCAUUAAGCAGUUAACCUGCACUUUCCCAAUGCUAGGCAAAUGGUUUCCAUGACCCGGUUAUCCUGUGCUUUACCAUGAUCCUAAUAACCUGCACAUUCACUAUGCUGGAGAAGAGUUUCGAUUUACAGCUGUAAUACUCCCAGUGAUUGUAAUACAAAAUAAACAAGGAAACAUGUAUUAUAUAACAAUACAAAUUCACUGUGUAUAUUAACAUGUAUACCUGUUGUGUCAGUUAUCAUUGCAGAAACCCAUUUGUGCCUAUUUUUGAAGAGGGGAAGAUUAUAUAUUCAGAGAUACCAAGAUAUUUAGCAAACAAGUUGUCUGAGUUGUAAAACAGGAACAAGCACCAUAAACAACUAGGGGGAUGCCCAACACUUUUUUUCCAGAACAAUCAAUGUCUCAUUGCAAAACAGUCUGAAUGCAACCUGGACAUUUGAGCCUCCAAAGAAAAUGCAAGCUUCUUACUCUUCCAUGAAGCAUCUCAUACCUUAGUCUGGACCCGUUGGGAUUAUUGUGCUGUUGUAACUCAUUUAUUUUUAUGUUGUAUUUAUUGCUGGUAUUAAGAUUGUAAUUUGUACUGUCAACUGUAGCACUGAAAUCAAUGCAUAAUGUGUCAAUGCUAUUUUCUACUGUCUGUUUUUUCCUAUACACAAUGAGAACUGUUACUGUAGAAUCCUAAUGUUCAUUAUCCAUGUUCUACUACUGGCUUUAUGGUUUUAAUAAAUCUGCUUUUAACCACACAUUUGCUGUAUAU
Molecule: messenger RNA, 3115 nt
Organism: Acipenser ruthenus (sterlet)
Lineage: Eukaryota; Metazoa; Chordata; Actinopteri; Acipenseriformes; Acipenseridae
Product: P2Y purinoceptor 8-like
Exons: 2
Coding region: 680-1759 (359 amino acids)
Biological process (GO): phospholipase C-activating G protein-coupled receptor signaling pathway; positive regulation of Rho protein signal transduction
Cellular component (GO): membrane
Molecular function (GO): G protein-coupled receptor activity
Source: RefSeq, a predicted model, not a curated record